This is a messenger RNA of Phasianus colchicus (ring-necked pheasant), 975 nucleotides long. RefSeq names its product epithelial membrane protein 2 (gene EMP2). Lineage: Eukaryota; Metazoa; Chordata; Aves; Galliformes; Phasianidae. Gene Ontology annotation, biological process: positive regulation of integrin-mediated signaling pathway; regulation of cell-matrix adhesion; cell adhesion. The record is from RefSeq and is a predicted model, not a curated record. Gene Ontology annotation, molecular function: protein kinase binding. Gene Ontology annotation, cellular component: cytoplasm; plasma membrane.
CCGCUUCAGUCAAACCACGGUUUCAAAAACCCGCUCCGACGCUCUCAGAGGGGCUGUUCGUGGCUGCAGAGCCCCGCGGCCCCGGCAGGGCGGUGUUGGCAGCCCGCAGUUCGGUGCCCGCCCCGGGCAGGCGGCUUUCAGCAAGGCGGGUUGCUCUCAUUACGCAGUUGUGGAGGUCAGCUCCUUGUUUGGACAUCUCCAGGAAGAGCUCCCACUGCCUCCUUGCUUCAGCUCGCUUCCCCGGCGCUGCUCACAGCCUGCUGCCACCGUGAAACCCGCAGCUCGGCCUUCUCGUUAAGUUCCUGGCAGCUUAACUUGUUUGCAUGAUUUAUCUCAAACUAAAUACUCCUCGCAUCAAGGAUGUUGAUUCUUCUGGCUUUCAUUAUUAUAUUUCACAUAACUUCAGCAGCGCUGUUGUUCAUCUCAACUAUUGACAAUGCCUGGUGGGUAGGAGAUAAUUUUUCUACAGAUGUCUGGAGUGCAUGUGCCACAAAUAAUAGCACCUGCACACCUAUUACUGUUCAGUUCAGAGAAUAUCAAUCAAUUCAGGCUGUUCAGGCCUCCAUGGUCCUAUCUACAAUUUUCUGUUGUGUGGCAUUUCUGGUUUUCAUUCUUCAACUUUUCCGUCUAAAGCAAGGAGAAAGAUUUGUGUUAACCUCUAUUAUCCAGCUCCUGUCAUGUCUGUGCGUUAUGAUUGCAGCUUCCAUUUACACAGAUAGGCAUGAGGAACUGCACAAGAGCACUGAAUAUGCCAUUGAAGUUUCUGAAGGCCAAUAUGGCUAUUCCUUCGUCUUAGCCUGGAUUGCGUUUGCCUUUACUCUGAUCAGUGGUGUUAUGUACCUAGUAUUAAGGAAACGUAAAUAAAUGUUGGCAGCUAGUUACUACUGUCACGACAGUACAAAACCAAAUUCCAAUAACUAUUUUGUAUAUAAUCAUUUACAUGGUUUUGUAGUAAAGGUAUUGUUUCUCUAAAAA